UUUUAAUCCGUUUCUCAUCCCCUAAACUUCGCUUUCUCUUCCACAUUUCCUUCCAUCUCCAUCAAAUCCAAAUAUUUUUCCCAAUCUCAAAUCUGAUCAGAUCUCUCGAAGCAUUUAUCCAUUCAUCCAGAAAAGAAAUAUGGAUUUUUUUCUCGACCGGAAGUUUCAGUUUGGCUAGUGAGCUUUUUUCGGUGAAAUCGGCGGGAUUUGUUGGGAUCGGAAUGGGGUUGGAUUAUUACGAUAUCCUGAAUGUGAAGAAGAAUGCGACAGAUAACGAGCUCAAGAAAUGUUACAGGAAACUGGCGAUGAAAUGGCAUCCUGACAAGAAUCCCACAAACAAGAAUGAAUCCGAGGCUAAAUUUAAGCAGAUCUCCGAAGCUUAUGAGGUCUUGAGCGAUCCUCAAAAAAGGGCGAUUUAUGAUCGAUAUGGUGAAGAAGGUUUAAAGGGCAUGCCCCCUCCUGGUACUACAGAUGGUGCAAAUGGCUCUGGAAAUUUCUUCUUCAAUCCUCGGGAUGCAGAAGAUAUCUUUGCUGAGUUCUUCGGGUGCAGCCCAUCUGAGUUUGCCUCAAUGAACCGUGGAAAGUCUACUAGAUUUAGGUCAGAUGGUGCUGGAAGAUUCUUUGGUGGGUUUGCAGGGCCUCAAAAUGUCUUCAGUUCUUACAAUGAAGGCGCAGGAGUGGGUGGUGGAGGCCAACCUAAGAAAGCUUCUGCUGUCGAAAACACGCUGGUUUGCAGCCUUGAGGAGCUUUGUAUCGGUUCAACGAAAAAAAUGAAGAUCUCAAGGAAUGUAUUUAAUGACAAUGGCCAGGUGAUUCCAGUAUCCGAGAUCUUGAAGAUUGAUGUGAGACCUGGAUGGAAAAAGGGAACCAAGAUCACCUUCCCAGACAAAGGCAAUGAACAGCCUAACCUUCUCCCAGCAGACCUUGUAUUCAUCAUUGAUGAGAAACCUCAUGAAGUUUAUCAGAGGGAUGGAAAUGAUCUCAUUGUUCAUCAGAAGGUUUCAUUGUUAGAAGCUCUUACAGGAGCUACACUAAACUUUACUUCUCUUGAUGGAAGGGAUCUAACAAUCCCUGUUACUGAUAUUAUAACUCCUGGUUAUGAGCUUGUAAUUACUCAGGAAGGGAUGCCUAUUACAAAGCAGCCAGGAAGGAAAGGUAACCUCAGAAUUAUAUUUGAUGUGAAGUUCCCAACGAGACUAUCUGCUGAUCAACAAUCUGCUCUCAAGCGAAUUCUGGGAGAUUAAAAUUACCUAAUUUUCUUCUUGAAUUCUUCGUUUUAGCUAACCAUUUGACAGGCUUGCUGUCAUAUUGAGUUGUGGCAAAAAGAUUAGAGCAGGAUAUGAAAGAAAUAAAAAUGAUUGGAUUAGGAUACUCUCACCCAAUUUUUAUUACACUGAUCUUACAAAAAUUGACUUGUAUGUUUUUUUUUUUUUUUUGACAUUUAUACUGAUGAUUUAUAUAAUUCUUUAAAUGCCUUAUGGUGUUGUCAUAUAAUUUCACAAUAAAUAUGUAUUAUUUUUUAAUUCUUCACAUAAAUUCUUAUCAUUUAAAUAUGAUUGU
This is a messenger RNA of Dendrobium catenatum, 1560 nucleotides long. RefSeq names its product dnaJ homolog subfamily B member 1. Gene Ontology annotation, cellular component: cytosol. Bases 222 to 1244 code for a protein of 340 amino acids. The transcript has 4 exons. Gene Ontology annotation, molecular function: protein-folding chaperone binding. NCBI's taxonomy places the organism in Eukaryota, Viridiplantae, Streptophyta, Magnoliopsida, Asparagales, Orchidaceae. The record is from RefSeq and is a predicted model, not a curated record.